AUGAACAGGAGUAAUGAAAACAAUAAUAGCCAGAUUGUCACUUCAUCUUCAACUUCAACCGAUUUGAUCCAAAUCGAGAAUAAUAACAAAAAUAAUAAGGAAAAUGACGAUGCCUCAAAGGAAAGGAUAAUAUUGAACGUUGGCGGUAUUAAGUAUGAAACAUAUCGAACAACAUUAACACGCUAUCCGGACACUCGUCUUGGAUUACUUUUUGAUGAGAACAAUAAGAAUUUCAAUCGCCCGACGAGUGGAAAUGACGAGUAUUUUAUUGACCGUGAUGGACACAUGUUUCGUUAUAUUCUACAGUUUUAUCGAACCGAGAAGAUGCCGUUACCUGAAGAUGCAAAAGGACUUAUUUCAGUCUCACGUGAAGACCUGGAAGCCGAACUAGAUUAUUUUAUGAUUCCACGACACCUCGCAUUUCCGCCCUCGCCAAUAACAACGACAACUGCCAAACCAUCCCUAACCUUCCGUCGAAAAAUGAUAGCCGACGACAUCGACAAAUUCGUAUCCUCGCUAAAACUAAUAAUCAUGGAAGUUGCGAAACAGUUUCGUCGUGAAUUUCUGUUGAACCCCGACUUUGAAAUGUGUAUAGAAAUGACAUUUCGUGAGGACGCCAAAAUCACCGAUCUGAAUAUCACCCCGAAUACCGGAAUCAAAUCACAAAUCAAAUCGAUUAUCGAACCACACUCGAAUGUCGCGUUUCUGAUCUUGGAUAAAUUUGGCCAGGAGAUUGGUCGACACUUGGAAACGGUCAUUGCGGGAUUCACGUGGUCAUCCGAAGAAAAAGAGGACAGCGGGUGGUGGAAUUUUAGUGCAGAUACUGGUGUCCACGGGUCAGCUGCUACGAAAAGGUUUUGUGUCAGGAUGAAGUUGAAAGACACUGGAUUUGAUCAUGAUGAUAUUGUAAAGAAUUCUUGUUUAGCUAGUAUUUCUUGUGUAUAG
Ambispora gerdemannii is the source of this 945-nucleotide messenger RNA. The record is from the annotation of a GenBank genome assembly. NCBI's taxonomy places the organism in Eukaryota, Fungi, Glomeromycota, Glomeromycetes, Archaeosporales, Ambisporaceae.